GCCCACUCAUAUCUAUCCUAAAUAGGGGUUCCAACACUUUCCCUAUCAGCAGCUGCGUGUAAAUUGCGGGGAAAAAAAUAUAAUUAGCAAGAUUGUCUUCAAGAAUAUCUUGAGACAAGUAACAAUGUGCACAUUAUUCUCAUGAAUUUCUUCUUUCUUAAUCAAUAAACUUCUUUUUAAGUCAUACAGAGUUGUGUGAUAAGAUUGUCAGAUAGAGAUUCAGACUCCUUACAUCAGCUGUCAAAUGGAUCCUCCUUCCGGCUGGUAUCAAACAAGGUAAAUAUUGACGACAUGACUCUUGACGACUCUGGCCAGCAGUCCUUUUUCAGCAAAUGUGUCCUACAGCGAGCGAGAACUUUAGCCAAAAUCAAGCCCACGCCUCCUGAGGAGAUAGAAAAAUUACUUGCACUGUGUCCAGGAGAAAGCCAUGGCGGAGGGUUUCGUGUGGACCAGAGAGGGCAGGAUGCUGUGGUGGCUCUUGGGGUAUAUCUCCUGGAGUCUGGCCAGCAGCAUCAGGCUACCAUCCUCCAGUAUCUCCUUAGAUUACUACGAGCCCUGCCCAAGGCAGUGUGGCUGGAUGAGAAGAGAAUCACUCCAGCAGACCGUAUGCCUGUAGCUGAACGAUUCACAUUUGUGGUGACAACUUUACUGACUGAUGUUGCUGCCAACUGUGAAAGUGUGCGGGAAGAGGUGCUCAACACACAAGUGGAAGUGCUGUCAGCUCUUACCAAUGUGAUCAUCAGAGCUGCCAGGGAAGACAGCCUUCUCUCAGCCAAUGGCAAAAUUGCAUUGUGUCGUGGUCCUGUAUCUGUACUGCUGGGUCUCUCUCGUGCUCUUGGACGUUCUACAUCAGGGGACCCUCUUUUCCUAAGAAUAUUCCCCAAGCCCAUCAUCCCCAUACCUGUUGCAGCAGAACCACCACAGAUGACUAAGAAGAAAAGCUUCAGUACUUACCGACCCAUCAUACCCCGAUCUCUCUCCUCCACCCUUCCUUCUUGUCCUGAUGCUGUGUCCCUUGUCAGUGUGGACAGUGAUAGAGAUGCUGGCUUACGAACACUAGGUGGUCCAGGGAAACGCCACUCACUCAUGUCCCAGCAGUCAGUUCCCCAUGAUCCAAAGGUGUACUUCUUCCAAAAAUAUGGCUCCAGCUUUGGGGCAAACUUUCCCCAGUUAACCCAAUAUGAUCACACCUUGGUGUUUCCUGUUCAACAUUUACAGACUGUUCUUGCUAAUGCAAAGAAGCUGCUGGCAAAAGAAGUAUUGGCAAUACUUGAUGGGGUGGCAGCAGAAGUAUUUGCUUCUCAUCAAGUGAAAAUGUUUCCUUAUUGCACCAUGCGGGAAACCUUGAAUUUGGUGAUGGUCACAUUGCUAAGAGAACUCUUAGCAUACCAGAAUGAUCUACCUGUCCCAUUCACAAAAGAUGUACAGGAUUUUGUGAAAGGCCUCUUCCUCUCUGGUCAAACUGAAUUAGCAGUACAGCAGAAUGAAAGUGGGGUAAAAACUGAUACCAGCAAGAAGGCACCAUCAAUAAAUCCAUACAGAAUCAAUGUUCAAGCAAACGCUGCAUGCAUUGAUCUCUUGGUAUGGGCUAGUGCUGAUGAAUCUGAGGCAGAGAGUUUAUGCAACAGAUUGACGGAGAAGGCAAAUGUUCAUCAUGGUCAUCGGCUGGCCCUCGCUCACAUGCCUUUGCUGCUGGUCUGUUUGGAGGGGCUAGGUAAACUGGCAAGCAAAUUUCCAAAUAUUGCUGGGACAUGCAUCAACUACCUUCAAGACUUCCUUGUUAGUCCAUCACCCAUCCUUUUAAAGUUGUACCGCCAACAGUCAGAUCUCCUCACUCCUCAUCAAGGCAGUUUGACUGUUAAAGUUACCGGGGAUUCCAGUAAUCGACCAGCUUCAGCUUCAGCAACAGCAUUUGAAAAGCUGCGAGACACUGCAAUUGAAAAUCUUUGUGUUGCAUUGAAGGCUGGCCUUACAGUUGAUGCCAACACUGUGAUGGCUUUUAUAUCUUCAAUCUCCAGUAGAGAGAAAGCUGGAUGUGACCGCUUGCCUGAAAGUGAUACUAUUGUGAUUUCCAACAAUGUGGUUGUUGCGCUGGGUCAUGUAGCCGUGGCCUUGAAGGACUCCCCUCGUACCACAGAAACUAUUUUGCAUCAGUGUCUGCUGCAGCGUUUUUGUCGACCUCCCUCAUCUCUGGAUACACUCAUUGUGGACCAGAUGGGCUGCAUGCUUCUUGCCAAAAAUGAGCCCAAAGUAUAUGAUGAGAUAAUGGAGCAGUUCAGCAAAAUCAUUAUAGAAGCCAGCAGUGGUACAUAUGGCAUGGGCGCAGCACAGGACCAGCGAAUGAAGCAGUACAGACAUGUAGCCACAGCAGUACACAAUGCUUUGGCAAACAUUGCUGCCAACAUUCAGGGUGAAGCUGAAAUGGACAAACUUCUCAUGCGUCUCCUAGAAUUAUUUGUCAAACUUGGAUUGGCUGCCAAACAAAAUUCUGAAAAACAUCCUGCAGUACUGAAGGCAUCCAGUAGUGCUGGUAACCUUGGGGUGUUGAUUCCUGUUAUUGCCAUGCUGGUGCGCCGCCUCCCUCCCAUCAAGGAACCAAAAUUACGCAUGCUAAAACUCUACAGAGAUUUUUGGCUUUUCUCUAUUGUCAUGGGAUUUACUCAGCAUGAAUCUGGAUUGUGGCCCCCUGAAUGGCAUCUUGCUGUGUGUGACAUAGCAGUCACGUCACCUUUGCUGCUUUCCCAGACAAAACAUCGCUCAGAGAUGAAGGAGCUGAAGUACACAUAUGCUGUACGGGAUGACUCUGUGUCUGUUAGUGAACUAAAUGAAUUGAGACAACAGAUACUUAGUUUGUUGGAACAUCCUACUGACCUGACUCAAGUUGUCAACAAGCUAACUUUUGCUCAGUGCAUUUUUGUUUUAUCUGUGUAUCGUGUGGAAGCUUUAAGAGUAAGAGGUUCCCCUGAGCCCAACUUCCAGCCAAUGUUUGAAUACUUGUUGGAUCCUGCUAUUCAGAAUGACAAGUAUGAUAUGUGGAUGUGUAUUAAUAGAGUGAGUGAAAGAGUGUUCAACAUUUUUUUAGAGCAAGUAAGUCAGCGCUCUAGAGAUGAACACAGAGAAAAGCUUUUGGUUCUGCAUGCUCAGUUCCUCUUGACCCACUUCAACCACACUCAAGUGCAGAUUCGACGUGUGGCUGACAAGCUGCUCUCCAAGCUUGUUGAUAGGUUUCCUUUGCUGCUGUGGAAUGGAAAUGUUCUUCGAACCCUCCUGGAUAUUUUACAAGUACUGGGUUACUCACUACAGCUAGACCCCAAUGAUGCCAACCCAACCAUUCCCAUCCCAGACACUCCCUUCAGCAUAACCCUCAUGGAUACAUUGGAGGCCAGGGAGCGAACAGUGAGUGAUUUUGCAGCCAGAUGUCAAGGAAUCCUGCAAGAAGCUAUGAAGUGGGCCCCUGAGGCAACACGUUCCCAUUUACAGAAUUACCAAACUCACCUUGAUCAAACCAAUCUGUCUUCUCAUUCUGGACUGGCUUUGGCCACAGAAUCAGUUCUUCAGUAUGCAGGACUGAAGUCCAGUGCUACUGGAAGUUUUACCUCUACUUUUGACAAACGGCACACAGGGAUGAGUGACCUUACAUCAUCAUUCAUAAAGAACCUGAGUCUUCGCACUCACUACCAAGGGGAGAUCUCAGGACUGUUACUCAUGGCCUCAGAUGAUACACAGAGAGAGAGACUCAUUGCCAAGGUGCUUAGUGAUAUCACAGCAGCUUGUGAGAAGAAAAGUGAGUUAGAAUUCAGACAAGGAUUGUGGAGAGCUACUGGGCUUCUCAUUGCUGAUAAAGGUAUUCCUCGAAUGUUACUUCGAUGUGUUUGUGCCUCCUCUUUGAAUCUCUUCACAGAAGAUACUAUGGAGAACAGCACAGCUUGCUGGCAUUGGAUCCUGUCAGCACGUCAUGAUCUUACACUUCCUUUUAUGCAGGAAAUGAUAGCUGCCUGGCAGGAGAGUGUGGAUCGUCGAUUAGGAUUAUUCUCAAGACCACCAGAAGAUGUUAAUCCUCUGGCAGCAUAUGAGGGCUGUGAUCUUGAACCACAUGUACCCCAAGUUGGUCCUCAUGACAUUUGGAUCAAAUUCAUCAGUGAGCGUAUUGAGAUUGCCAAGUAUGACAGUGAUGCUCAGGUAGCCAUGUUUGCCUGCAUGUUUCACCGAACACUUCACAUGACUGUGGGAAAUCCAGAUGCCAAGAUUAGCAGACACAUUGGUGCAGUUGGUACUCGGUUCCGUCUUCUGUCAUGUGCCCUCACCCUGAUUCAAGGUGAUGCACUUCCAAAGUCACUGAGCAAGAAUGUUCUGAGGGAGCGCAUAUAUGGCGCGUGCUUGGACUACUUCUGUGCUCCAAGAGGGUGCCCUACACAGCGCACAGCCCGCCUACAGGAAGAUUUCAAUGCUCUUCUUAACUUUUGGAAUUCUCUUCAUGCUGACAGGAAGUACCUCAAAGCAAGUGACAUUGGAGAUUUUACAUCUCUGCAAUAUGGUGGAGGUGCUUCAUUGUCACCUUCUGUUGCAUCCGACCUUAGAUCUACCUCAGGUGAAUUCACCAUGACUAAUGGCUGGAUCAACACUGUUCCCCUCUCAUCAAACACUUCCACCCUCUCCAAAAAGUCAACACGCAGCAAACGCCUCAUCAAUCCAGAUAUUUAUGUUAAGGAUUAUUUGAAAAAACGGGCCCUCAUUUUGUCCCUGUUGGCUAUUGAAAUACGAACCCUCAAAGUCUGGCUACAGCCACCUCAGACAGCCGGACAGGGUGCAGAGGUGACAACCCCUCAGGAAGAAGCUCUUGUUAAAUGGCUUUCAGUUAGCUUCAACAGUCCCAAGUCAUGGAGUGGUAAUACUAAUUUAGCUUGGAGCAUUUCACCAGCUCUGGCUGUAUUUUUACCAUCAAGAAUCCACAAUGUACAAGGACUGGAGGGUGAGAUCUGCCAGCUUGUUCGUGACAGUCCAAUUGCUGUGAGCCACAUUCCUGAUGCCCUUCAGUACUUAGCAACUUCAGAAAAUAUUUACUCUGAUAUUCCAGAGUUGAAUUAUAUGCUGACCUGGGCAGCAGUGCCACCAGUGAAGGCACUUGCUUUCUUUUCCCGCCAGUACUCUCCUCAUCCUCUGACUGCUCAGUAUGCUGUGCGGGUCCUUACAAACUACCCUCCAGAUGUACUUAUGUUUUACAUUCCUCAACUCACUCAAGCUCUUCGUUAUGACACGAUGGGUUAUGUCACUGAGUUGAUCAAAACAGCUGGCAAGAAAUCACAGCUACUGCUUCAUCAGUUGAUAUGGAAUAUGGAAACCAACAAGUUCAGAGAUGAAGAAGGUCAUGAAAAAGAUGCUGAUUUGUAUGAUGGAAUUGAGAAUCUUGAAAAGACAAUGCUUGCUAACUUAUCAGGCCCAGCCAAACAGUUCUAUGAGAGAGAGUUUGACUUCUUUGGGAAAGUAACAAAUAUAUCUGCUAUCAUCAAACCAUAUCCCAAAGGGCCAGAGAGAAAGAAAGCAUGUUUGGAUGCCCUUCGGGAUCUUUUAGUCCAGCCUGGCUGUUACUUACCAUCCAAUCCUGAUUCUGUCAUCCUGGAUAUUGAUCGCAACAGUGGCACUCCCAUGCAGAGUGCUGCAAAGGCUCCAUAUCUGGCCCGAUUCAAAGUGCGUAAAUGCGGCAUCAUGGAAUUAGAAAAGCAGGGUAUGGCUGUAAGCUCAGGCCAGUGUGUGAGCAGCAACAUAGGACCUGUAUUAUGGCAAGCAGCUAUAUUCAAGGUUGGGGAUGAUGUGCGGCAAGAUAUGUUGGCCCUGCAAGUCAUCUCUCUCUUCAAGAACAUCUUCCAGACUGUAGGGCUGGAUCUUUUCUUAUAUCCAUACUGUGUAGUUGCUACCUCUCCAGGGUGUGGUGUCAUAGAAUGUGUUCCCAAUGCCAAGUCUCGAGACCAGAUUGGGCGAGGGACCGACACAGGAAUGUGCCAAUACUUCCUUGAUUUGUAUGGAGAUGAGAAUUCACCGAAGUUCCAACAAGCUCGCUCCAAUUUUGUGAAAUCCAUGGCAGCAUACUCUAUUGUGGGAUUCCUGUUGCAGAUUAAAGACAGACACAAUGGAAACAUUAUGCUGGAUACUGAUGGUCAUAUAAUUCAUAUUGAUUUUGGAUUUAUGUUUGAAAGUUCACCAGGAGGAAACUUAGGCUUUGAGCCAGACAUCAAGUUAACAGAAGAGAUGUUGAUGGUGAUGGGCGGAAAAGUAGAAGCUGCCCCAUUCAGAUGGUUUGUGGAGCUGUGCAUAAAGGGAUAUUUAGCUGUGAGGCCAUACCGAGAAGCAAUUGUUUCUCUUGUGUCUCUGAUGCUGGACACUGGUCUACCAUGCUUCCGAGGGCAGACUAUCAGGCAGCUGCGCUCUCGAUUUACUCCUCAGUCCACUGAGAAAGAGGCUGCACAGUAUAUGCUCAACAUUAUCCAACAUUCACAUCUCAACUGGCGCACCAGAGCAUAUGACCGCCUCCAAUACCACACCAACCAGAUUCCAUACUAAGAUACCCUUUACUAGAAAGUGAGGUGUAAAAUUUUUAAUAUUUUGCUCCAGAUUAUUGCUGGAGGAUCACAACUUUUUUCUUGAGUCAGAGUUUUGUGAAACACAGAGAAUAAUGUUAUUUGAAAAUAUGUAUUGGCUACCUCUAAACAUUAUAGCAUUUACUGCAUAAUUUGUGUAUGCUCAUUCUGAUCAGUUUUAUCUCAUAGAAAAAUAAAUAAAUAAAUAGAUAAAUAAAGAAUAAAUAAAUAAGUUGAAGCUCACAUCCUUUCAUGUACAGCAAAGUAUUGUCUAAAAUGUUUAUUCAUAUAUUAUGUUAAAAAUAAAUCAUGUUCCAUGAUAUAUUUAGAGUAAUAGGUCUGAUUGGAGAAUAUCAGCUAUACAUACUGGCAUGCAUUGUUGAGAAUAAAAAGAAAAUGAUAAGAAGGUAGUAAUGGAAACUGAAAAGUUUUUAAAGGAGUUUGAUUUUUUGACAUCUUACAAGACACUUUUUUUCUUCUGAAAUUUCCUGAAAAAUUUGGAUAUUUAUAUAUAUAUAUAUAUAUAUGAGUGAUAAAAUUUCCUUAUAUUUUAUUAAAGUUACGUGCUUGAAAUUUUAUAGUAAAGGCUUAUUAAUAGGUUAUUAUGAGUGUUGUAAAAUUUUCAUAUAUUUUAUGAAAUGAAAAGUCAAUACCUAAAGAUAAGUAUAAUCACGGAUAAAUAUACCAUAUUCUUAAUUUAUUGAACAUUAGUACAUGUAGACAAGAGUAUAUUUAAAAGCUUAGUAAACCUGAUUAUAAUGUUAUAUGUAUUUGUAGUUUUCAAGAUAUAUAUAUAAAUCCAUAGGUCUGUGUACCCUUUCCUAACACAGUUGAUAUUCAUAAAAAUAUAUAGGAAUGCCAAUGUUUCUCAUAUCAUUACAUAUUUGUUAGAAUUCCAGUACAUGUAUUAAAGUAAGAUUUCAAAGAGUAACUUGAAAUUGAGGGAGGGAAGACUAUGUGCGCACCUUAUUAUUUAUUAUUAUGGCAAAUAUUUGAAUAUGUUGGUCUAUUUAUUGCAUUAAUCUAAAAGUCCAAUAUGUUUUUAAGCAUAUUCUCCCCAGAUCACUGCUAUUCAUUUCUUGUGUCUUGUGGAUGAUGAGGCAUGCUCAUCAUCUGUAAUGACAAGAAAAUGCAUGGCAGCUAUCUGGAUAAAUUUUUAUCAGAUAUUUCUGAGGAAUUUACUUAUUUGAAAUUAUUUAAAGUAAUAUUAAGAAAUUUAUAAUAGUCACAUAUUUUGAUAGUAUGUAUAUUUUGUUUGUGCAGAAUUGUUAUUUUCAUUUAACUGUUUGCAGGAAAUCUCUUGAUUCAUAUGCAUUUGCUGUUAUUUACAAGCUAUCAGUCCUCUAUAUUUGAGGCCAGUUUGGUAUGAAGAUACCUGAUAAGAGUACCUCAUAUACUUCUGUAUGUAAAGACAUGCAGAAAGUUUUUUUUUUUUUUUUUACUUAUUGCUCAUCUAGUAAAAGCAUUGAAAAACAUUGUUUAUGUAGUGGUGAAGUUAAUUUUGUAUUGUAGUUGAUUUAUUGAAAUGUAUAAAUGUCUGUAUAUAUUUGAUUUCUCAGUUUAGUCAAUGAUUUACCAUUAUUGGUUCUAACAUAUGUUCCUAUAGUAAAUAACCAUAUACUCGUACAUUAUGAUGUUAAUUAUAUCACUUUGAAAAUGAGUUUCUUGUGAAGUGUAAUCACGUUACAUGGUUGUUUCACAAAACAACAUUGUAAUUCAUGUUCUGUUAAUUGCUAUAUAGGAACCAUGGAAAGAACUGUUAGGUGCCACAUCACAAGACAUUCUGAGGAUUGGAAAAUGUCUCUAAAUUACUUGCUGCCUACUGUGAUAGCAAUAUGUUAAUAAAGAAGCAAUAAUUGUCAUAUGCAGUCACAAGAUUUGUUACUAUAUUAGCAGAGCAACAUGCAACGAGUGAGAUAUGGUAUUUGAAGGGGGAAAAAUCUUUAGAGUUUUACUCAUUUCAACUGUAAAUCUAACUGAUGCCAUUUCACCCACAAAUUUAACUCAUUCUUGUUCCUAAGAACUCCUCUCAGGGGAUAGCAAUUACAGAAAUUUCAGUGUUUUCUUCUUGCACUCUUUCCUUGCAUGCCUUGUUCCACUCAUUCCCUCCUCACCUCUUUCUUUCACUUACUCUAGCACUCUGUUCCCCCUUCUUACCGGUAGUCUUAACCUGGUACCAACAACACUUACUGUAGUCAUAGUCUCUCUUCUAGUUAUUUUAUGUUAUUUUUUCUUUGUUGCUAGACCAUCUCAUGGUGCUGUAUGUGGCCCUCUCAACCAUUCCACAUUUCAUCCCAUCACCUUUAUUUAGCAUACAAUAUCCAGUCUAUCAUAAACUUUCAUAACCCUCACCAGUCAUUAUUCUUACAUCAGAAGCAUUUCUCAGAUAAUUUUUCCUGUUUGAUUCUUUUGUUAUUUUUUGUCUUUUAUUUUAUUUCCUCUUGUUCAGACAAUCUUCUACCACCAUUUAUCAUUCUCAUACACACCACAGUUGUCUCAGCUUUCCUUCAUACACCAUUUCACCUUUUUCUCUUAACAUUCCACCAUUAAUAUUUUUCUCUUUAUUCCUUUUUGUGAUUCACUUUUAUUCUAAUUGCUUAAGCUGAUUUGUACAAUCUUCAUGAACCUCACAUUUUCACUUCAUUCUUCAAAGAAACAGUCAUGUAAAUUCUGCUUCAGUUUGUUAAGAACACAGCUUGGAAUUAAGUGAUCCUUCAAGGAACCCCUAGGGUGUGCUGAUGACUGUUAUCCAUCUGUAAUUAUAAUUCCUACAUUAUUUGUAUUGGUUAUUGUUUCAGCUAUAUGCAGAUAUGCAUCAUGAAAGAUUAUUUAUGCAUAUUAAUUAACAUUUAAUGGGACCUGUAACCUGGUGAUAGGAUGAAAGGUUCAGUCCACCGCAGAAUAACUGAUAAGUGAUUUUUCUCUAUUGUGUGGACACUUUACUGUAAAAUAUCUAAGUUUUGUUGUCUCAUAAUGUAGAAUUUCCCAUGGCUUCCAUACAUGAACUCAUACAUAUUUAGAUAUUUUAGAUAAAAUAAUUAGUAUUAUGUAGAGGAAUGUAGUCAAUAUUAAUUUUGAGGACCAUGUGUAAUAUGCAUUUAUUUUCACAAAAUAUUUAGUAUAUGUUAUGAACCUUAUUAGUUAGGUAGGCUAGUCGAUUAAAAAUCCCCAUUACCACAUUAUACAUUGAAAAGUAAAUUAAUUAAUGUUA
Molecule: messenger RNA, 9783 nt
Organism: Scylla paramamosain (green mud crab)
Lineage: Eukaryota; Metazoa; Arthropoda; Malacostraca; Decapoda; Portunidae
Gene: Pi4KIIIalpha
Product: phosphatidylinositol 4-kinase alpha-like
Exons: 37
Coding region: 292-6555 (2087 amino acids)
Biological process (GO): phosphatidylinositol-mediated signaling; phosphatidylinositol phosphate biosynthetic process
Cellular component (GO): cytoplasm; plasma membrane
Molecular function (GO): 1-phosphatidylinositol 4-kinase activity
Source: RefSeq, a predicted model, not a curated record